Messenger RNA from Paraphaeosphaeria sporulosa, 1200 nucleotides. RefSeq lists its product as uncharacterized. The record is from RefSeq and is a predicted model, not a curated record. Lineage: Eukaryota; Fungi; Ascomycota; Dothideomycetes; Pleosporales; Didymosphaeriaceae. The transcript is spliced from 3 exons. Bases 1 to 1200 code for a protein of 399 amino acids. Gene Ontology annotation, biological process: regulation of DNA-templated transcription.
AUGGACGGGAGACAACCGGAAUAUUCGCAGACAGGUUUGAACUCGCCCUAUCCAUCUUUUCCUGAACCGCCUUCUGAGGACUCCCACGCAGAUCAAGCAUCUGCUGCGCAAUAUCCUCCCCAAGGACAAGACCCGCGAGCCUCAAAUUUCUCCUCCACGGCCACUCCCUCUUCCGAAUACGCCAUCAACCCCUCAUCAGCCCGAUCGGGGUCGUUUCCGGAGUACAUUCAACGUUCGUACCAGCCAGGCGCUCAAGGUGCACCAGCUGGCGGUAUGGCGCAACCACAAAGUCCGUCAAUGCCUCUACAAGAUGGCCAGAACAAUGACCAUCAAGCCCAACAACUCAAGUCUGACUCGGAUGUUCCUAUAGAUCCAUCAAUCGCGGCCGCGACGAGCCCUACGUAUCCUCAGCAUCAACAGUACUCGCCGUACACCCCGCACCACGACAUGCAGCACUACCCGGGGCAUCCUGCCACCCCCAUGUAUGCCCAACGACCUGAAUGGGCUGGGCAACAUCCUCAGCAGCACCAGAUGCCCUACGGCUAUCCCUCCUCUUCAGGGCCACCUGCUCCUGCUAUGGUGUCUCCAGUGCAACGCCCCCCAAAUGGAGGUCACCCAUUGUCCACCGUAUACUCAUUCGUCCCAAUCCCAGGUGCGCAGCAGCACAAGCGGCCUCGUCGCAGGUAUGAGGAGAUCGAGCGCAUGUACAAAUGCGGCUGGAACGGCUGUGAGAAGGCCUACGGCACUCUUAACCACCUAAACGCACACGUUACGAUGCAAUCGCACGGCGCAAAGCGAACUCCCGAAGAAUUCAAGGAAAUUCGAAAGGAGUGGAAGGCCAAGAAGAAGGAAGAAGAGGCACAGCGAAAGGCUGACGAGGAGCGAGCCCGAGCUGCCGACCAGAACCGCGGCCACGAGAACGGCGUUGAGGCACCUGGGUAUGCUCAGAUGCGUCAGCAAGUUGGUGUUCCCGGUCAAGCACCCGGACAUCCCCAGCUUCCUCCCAUCGGCUACCAGCCUGCUGCCUCUGGCAACUCAUCCGGACCGCAGUAUGGGACACAGAGCCCGGGACUAGCGGAGGGCAUGGCUCAGUAUUCCUCCCCCACUGCCAAUGCCUACAACAGCCCAAAUAGUAACAACAGCAGUUACCCGCAGUCACCCUACGGCUCGAACCCCCAAAUGUACCAGCAAGGUCACUAA